Messenger RNA from Paramecium octaurelia, 294 nucleotides. NCBI's taxonomy places the organism in Eukaryota, Ciliophora, Oligohymenophorea, Peniculida, Parameciidae. The record is from the annotation of a GenBank genome assembly.
AUGUCAAAAUUCAAAAUUAAGGGCUAUUUAGAUGUCAAAUCUGACCAAACCCUACUCCUAGUUAUGAAUGAAAUAAUUGGUAAAUCUCCUCUUAUAGUUGAGAGGGCAAAAAUUCUCCAAUCUUCCAGCAAAAGUAAACAUAGAUUAUAUAUUCAAUUGAAGAAUUAUAAACAGAAAUUAAACUUAAAUAGAAAUCGAGCAAAUUUGUCAGAAGUGAGAAGUGUAACCUAAUUUCGAAAAGAAAAUUCUAAAUUAAAACUAAUCAUAAAAAAACUGUUUAAAGGGUUCAAAUGA